Messenger RNA from Aureobasidium melanogenum CBS 110374, 3162 nucleotides. Its product is annotated as histone transcription regulator HIRA, WD repeat superfamily. Gene Ontology annotation, molecular function: protein binding; nucleosome binding. Gene Ontology annotation, cellular component: nucleus; HIR complex. The record is from RefSeq and is a predicted model, not a curated record. Gene Ontology annotation, biological process: regulation of DNA-templated transcription; chromatin remodeling; DNA-templated transcription. The transcript is spliced from 4 exons. Bases 1 to 3162 code for a protein of 1053 amino acids. Lineage: Eukaryota; Fungi; Ascomycota; Dothideomycetes; Dothideales; Saccotheciaceae.
AUGCGCUUCACUAAACCGCUCUGGUUGACCCACGGAGGCGACAAGAAGGAUUUCGAAGUCUACAGUUGUCACGUCUCGCCCGACGGAAGCCGUUUGGUAACAGCAGGAGGAGAUGGACAUGUGCGAAUCUGGUCAACGGACGCGAUCCGCAAUGGCGCCAACGCAGAAUACACCAAGCCCAAACAGCUGGCCGCUAUGAGCUACCACUCGGGCACCAUCCACUCUGUGCGCUUCUCUGGAAAUGGCAAAUACCUGGCCUCUGGUGCCGAUGACAAGAUUGUGUGCAUCUAUAACCUCGAUCCCAAUCCUCCGGCCCACACCACAUUUGGCUCCAACGAGACUCCCCCUGUCGAGAAUUGGCGAAUCUUCCGACGCCUGAUCGGCCACGACAACGACGUUCAAGACCUAGGCUGGUCCGCUGAUUCAUCCAUACUGGUAUCCGUUGGCCUCGACUCUAAGGUCGUGGUAUGGUCUGGUCACACGUUCGAAAAGCUCAAGACGCUAUCGCAACACCAGAGUCACGUCAAGGGCAUCACCUUCGAUCCCGCGAACAAAUACUUUGCUACUGCUAGCGACGACCGUACCAUACGCAUCUUCCGCUUCACCUCUCCUCCUCCGAAUGCCACUACCUACGAUCAAGUCAACAAUUUCGUCCUCGAAGCCACUGUCUCGGUCCCCUUUACCACAUCCCCCCUGACUACAUACUUCCGCAGAUGUUCCUGGUCUCCUGAUGGUGCUCAUAUAGCUGCUGCCAAUGCCGUAAAUGGCCCUGUGAGUUCUGUUGCCAUCAUUACUCGCGGCAGCUGGGAAAGCGAAGUCAACUUGAUAGGCCACGAAGGUCCCGUCGAAGUCUGCGCUUUCUCUCCGCGUCUCUUCUGUCCUGAGCCUCCUCCACCAGCUAGCGACAUUAAUGCUCAAGAAACUGCUGCUGCCGGUGCUGUCACCGUCGUAGCAUGCGCCGGCCAAGACAAGACACUCAGCGUCUGGAACACAAAUUCUCCUCGACCCUUUGUCGUCACACAGGAGCUUGCUGCUAAACCCAUUUCGGACCUUGCAUGGUCACCCGACGGCGAGACUAUCUACUUUACUAGUUUGGAUGGAACCAUCGCCUGUUGUGUGUUUUCCGCGGGAGAGCUGGGCUACCCAGCACCAGUUGUGAACAAUGACAAAGCUUUAGCACGCUUCGGCGCAGGCAGAAGAGUUGGAGUUGUUGAGGGUCCAGACGCUUUGAGACUUGAAGAGAAUAGCAAGGCUGGCGAGCUCAAGGGUGUCCAGGGUCGCAUGGGAGAGCUUAUGGGCGAUGGCACCGUUGCUGUUCCGUCCUUGAACGGGACCUCGGACAAGUCUGCUCCUGCUGCAACAACCAAUGGCACAACUAAGGACACAACAACGAAUGGCACUACAGACACUGCCGAGCCCAAGGAACCGGCACCACCACUAGACCCGCAGGUCGCAAAAAUCGAUAAACUCAAACAGCGUGUGACGAUUACGAAAGAUGGCAAGAAGCGCAUUGCCCCAUUGCUUGUUUCUUCGUCUUCCGGUGUUGGAGAGUCGUCAUUACCGAAACCACAACUCAUGUCCAGUGUCUCGCAAGCCAGUCGUAACGAUGCACCUCAGACAACAUUGGAUCUGUCAAAACCGUUCGAUGGUCUUCCUCGAGGCGGUCUUGCUUCGCUGUUACUUGGCAACAAGAGGAAGUUUGCUGAAAUUGAAGGAGACGAUGAUCGUCGUGCUGAGAAGCGCAUCGCCUCUAUUCAACAAAAUGGAGCCACGCCUGUGGUCAUCAACACUGCCGCUGGUCUCGUUCCACCAAGCUCAGCUGGUAAAAGCGUCACCGAAACCGCUGAACCGCUCAGACCUGCCAUUGUCAAUCCCAGCUUGACUACCAGCCAGGUCAGAUUAGCAGUACCCCUCGUCAGAGCGACCAUAGUCCGUCCCCUCGAUACAACUAACAACCAAGAAAACGAAGGACAGCAGAUGGACACAAGUGAUGAGCCAUCAAUUGUGUUCGAGGCACGUAAUGCCUCUGGACCUGCACGCACAGGUAGGGUCCAGGAUCGCGAUCCCACUCGCCUCACAGUCUCAAGGCGAGGUCAAUCAAUAUGGCAAGAUUAUCUGCCUCGAGCCGUCUUGCUUGUCACCGGAAACCACAAUUUCUGGGCUGCUGCUUGUGAAGAUGGGUCGGUUCACAUCUGGACCCCAGCUGGUCGCAGGUUGCUCAACGCCCUCAUCCUCGACGCACAACCCGUCAUUAUGGAUUGCCGAGGCUGGUGGCUCUUGUGCGUGAAUGCCGUAGGAAUGUGCUACGUCUGGAACAUCAAGACCAUGUCGUCACCACACCCACCAGUAUCUCUCGCGCCUGUGCUGGAUAUUGCUGCUACAGCUCAGCAGGGCCACACUACGAAUGGACCAGCCGUCAUGUUCGCUCGCCUCAACUCACAAGGACGAAUCAUAGUAGGUCUGUCUAACGGAGAUGGCUACAGCUAUUCACAAGCCAUGUAUAUCUGGCAACGUUUGUCAGAGCCUUGGUGGGCAGUGGGCAGCCAGUAUUGGAACACGGCCGACACAUCCAUCUCUACCGUGCAACCCACGACCAAGGGCGCCAACGGCACUUCCACUACUGAUGAUGACCUCAAACCUGAGAAUUUAUCCGCUGGAAUUAUCCCCCUGCUCGAACGGAAUACCACAACCCAAUCCUUGCUGCGUGGCCGUGCGUACUUCCUGCAAAGACUGGUCAAGACGUUGCUUGUUGCAGAAGGAUAUGAAGGAUUUGAGAGUGCUGUGAGCGUUGCACAUCUCGAGAAUCGUGUCGCAGCAGCCAUGACCUUGGGCGCACGCGAAGAGUUCCACCUGUAUCUUCUCAUGUACGCCAAGCGUAUCGGCGCUGAAGGCUCGAAGGCCAAGGUUGAAGAGCUACUGCGGUCGCUUAUGGGCAGCGUAUUUGAGGAUGAAGAGGAGAAGCCAAUUGAGGAAAGAGGACAAGGCUGGAUGGCUGAAGAAGGGGAUCUUGUUGGUUGGCCCCGAGAAGAGCUGCUCAAGGAAGUCGUUCUCAUCUUGGGCAAGCAUCGUGACCUCCAACGCAUCACCGUCCCAUAUGCUCGCCUUCUGGGUGUCCUCGAUGGCGCAAGUGAUGGCUUGGCCUCUUCAGCCAUGGAAAUCUGA